CGCGAUUUUAAGUGAUGAAAUGAAAGUGAAUUCGGGAUCUAGGAGCGAGUCCUGGCUUCAGAAUGAAGCAGAAGAAGGUCCGCCCCAACCGCGUGGCGGUUGGGGCGCCCAUGCGCCUUUACCUCUGCUGCUUCGUUUUCCGAAGCGUUAAUGCACUCACUGUGCGCACUUAUUUUAACGCGGAUGAGUAUUGGCAGUCUCUUGAAGUCGCUCACGUUGCCGUCUUUGGAUACGGCCACCUGACUUGGGAGUGGGACGCCGCGGUGCGUGGGUUCGCCCACCCCGCGAUAUUCGCGGCCAUCUACGAAGCCGCACGUUGGAUGCGCGUUGACACCGUUCCGUUCCUCGUAUGGGCGCCGAGGUUCGUCCAGGCCGCGUUUGCCGCUCUCGCGGACGUAUCCAUCGCUCGACUUGCACGGCGUCUAGACGGAGAUCGCGCAAGAGGUUGGGCUCUUUUUUGUACGAUGUCGUGUUGGUUUCAUUUUUUUUGCUCUGUGCGGACGUUUUCGAACUGCAUGGAGACUGCUCUUAGUGCGGCGGCGGCGGCGCUGUGGCCAUGGCAGUGCAUUAAGGACCGGGAGGCUAAGGAUGGGGAAGUUUGGGCAGCAAAAAAGGCGGCUACGCCCCAGCGACGAAGCGCCAAUACGAAAUCAAAGCUAACGCAGAAUGGUGGUGCAAAUCGUAUGGUUGCACUUUCGCUUGCUGCGACAUCCUGUGUUAUCAGACCUACUGCGGCAGGAUAUUGGUUUCCCUUGAUUAUCCUCGAAGCAUUUUACACAUGCCGAAGCUCCCUGGGUGAUCGCACACGCGGCAUCUUUCUCCUCCUCUAUGAGGCACUUCCGAAUGUAUUGAGCGCACUUGUCUUCUCAUUUGUCACAGAUCGAUUAUUCUACGGGUGGUGGGCGUUCACAACUAUAAAUUUUUUCAAGUUCAAUUUUCUGAACGGAGGCAGUGUUCGCUAUGGUGUUCACCCGUGGCACUGGUACUUAACACAAGGUUUACCCACGGUCGCGUCGGUGUAUUUGCCGUUAGCGGCGUUGGCGUUAUUUGUGAGAAGCAAUAAUAAUACCUUUACUUCGUUCAUCGCUCUCUGUUGUAUCGUCAUCGGUCACAGCAUUGUUGAACAUAAAGAACUUCGUUUUAUGAUGCCGACUCUGCCAUUUAUUCUCGCACUGUCUGGUAUCGGGUUAGCCUGCCUCGUGAGUGAAAUGCAUGUGACGUCAAAAUUCGGAAAAAGAGAGGGAGGCAUGACAGGCGUUUGGAAGUCCGAACGCGUCCGUUGGAUUUUCGUUGCUUACAUUCUGUUCACACAAAUCCCACCUGCACUGUACUUUUCAAUGUGGCAUCAAAUUGGAAGCAUUGCAGUCAUGCCCUUUCUAUCAAACGCAGUUUCUGCGAACUCAACACACUCAGGAGGCAUUCUAUUCCUCACACCUUGUCACCAGACACCAUAUACGACGCACAUGCACAAUUCACAUGUUUCUAUGAGAUUCUUAGAGUGUCCCCCGAAGUGUUUUUGGUGCGAUGACGAAAAUGUCAGCAAUUUUGAUCAUGUUGAUGAGUCUGAACGUUUUUUUCAUAAUCCUGGAGCGUGGCUGGCGACAGCGUACGGAGCACAAGACUGUGUUUACUCCAGAAAUGACCAUAGUGUUGGUGUUUUCGUUGAACGAGACGGUCACGUGGUGCCGUUUUGUGAUGGUACGCUUGUGCCAAGUCACGUGGUCAUGUUCAACGAUACCUAUGCUCAGCUCGGAGUCAAAGCCUGGCUUAAAGACUGGGGAUAUCGCCACGAAGCAGAUCUGUUUCACACGCACUUCAAGGUAGACCGUGAUAUGCAGUCAAGGAUGUGGGUGUUCGUUCGUUCACCUUCUUUGCGCGACGGAGGGAGAGAAUAACAUAAUGUUUGUGUGAUUCUCGCGCAGAUGACAUCGAGUAGACGAGAUUUUGUGAAAGAUGAAAGGGCAUUUGCGAGAGGAUUUUUUCAUCUCCUGAGGUUGUGUUCACAUUAUGUCUGCUCUUACUAUUUUUGGCCGUGCCUACCUCAAUAUUGACCGCAUUACGUUAGUAAGUU
Messenger RNA from Micromonas pusilla CCMP1545, 2071 nucleotides. RefSeq names its product glycosyltransferase family 22 protein. The record is from RefSeq and is a predicted model, not a curated record. Gene Ontology annotation, biological process: GPI anchor biosynthetic process. Gene Ontology annotation, molecular function: alpha-1,2-mannosyltransferase activity. Bases 63 to 1895 code for a protein of 610 amino acids. Lineage: Eukaryota; Viridiplantae; Chlorophyta; Mamiellophyceae; Mamiellales; Mamiellaceae. Gene Ontology annotation, cellular component: endoplasmic reticulum membrane. The transcript has a single exon.